UAACUAAACAAUCAACAUGUCUGCUAAAUUCUUGGUUCUGUGCGCAUUGGUGGCGGUCGCUUCCGCCGGGCUGGUGCCCGUGGGCCAGGUGGCGUACGCGCAGCCCGAAGCGCCCGCCAACUACGAGUUCCAGUACUCCGUGCAGGACGGACACACCGGAGACGUGAAGCAGCAGCAGGAAGCGCGCGCCGGAGACGCCGUGCACGGCUCAUACUCUCUGGUGCAGCCCGAUGGCGUGCAGCGCAUCGUGGACUACACCGCCGACGCGGUGCACGGCUUCAACGCCAACGUGCGCUACGAAGGACACCCCGUCGCCGCCCCCGCUCCCGCUAGGCUCGCCUACGCCGCGCCUGCCGCCAGAGUGGCCUACUCCUCGCCCGUGUCCUACGCCGCGCCUGUCGCCAGAGUGGCCUACUCCUCUCCCGUGUCCUACGCCGCACCCGUCGCGAGAGUGGCCUACGCCGCUCCCGUCGCAAGAGUGGCCUACUCCUCGGCUCCAGCUCUCGGCCACGUCUCAUACUCCUCACCUGUCAUCUCCUACAGCCACUAGAAACUAUGUUAUUGUUACAAACCUAUUUAUUCUGUUAAAUACAAACGCUUAGUCAACUCAA
Messenger RNA from Maniola jurtina (meadow brown), 611 nucleotides. RefSeq names its product cuticle protein 8-like. The record is from RefSeq and is a predicted model, not a curated record. The coding region runs from base 17 to 550 and encodes 177 amino acids. The transcript has 2 exons. Lineage: Eukaryota; Metazoa; Arthropoda; Insecta; Lepidoptera; Nymphalidae. Gene Ontology annotation, cellular component: extracellular matrix.